Lathyrus oleraceus (garden pea) is the source of this 1743-nucleotide messenger RNA. RefSeq names its product mannose-1-phosphate guanylyltransferase 1. Bases 388 to 1473 code for a protein of 361 amino acids. The transcript has 6 exons. Gene Ontology annotation, biological process: GDP-mannose biosynthetic process. The record is from RefSeq and is a predicted model, not a curated record. Gene Ontology annotation, molecular function: GTP binding; mannose-1-phosphate guanylyltransferase (GTP) activity. Lineage: Eukaryota; Viridiplantae; Streptophyta; Magnoliopsida; Fabales; Fabaceae.
CUCAAUUAAUUAAAUAUAAAAAAUGAAAUAAUUGAAAGAAAAAAAAGGGGUUCGUGCGUCACUGUGACUUAACCUAUUUAAGGCCUUGUUUGGUUGGCGCGUAUAUAUAAGGAAGAUGACAAGCGAUGACCAAUCCGAUCGCUACAGCUCAUUGACCGGACAGUUGCGUUGUGUCAGGCUGUUGUUCUGUUUCAACACACCCCAUUCUGACUCUUCUUCUUGACUUCUUCCACUCUCAGGGGCUUCGUUUCUCAUUCCCCACCCUUCCCUUUCUUCAGUUACCAUCUAUAGCUACAUCCGUGUCACGCUCUGUACAGUUGUCAGCUCAGCCUUUCUAGGUCUGCUUCAAAAUUUAUAAUUUUACUGGAAAACAAAGGACACAUCACAAUGAAGGCAUUGAUUCUGGUUGGAGGGUUCGGAACAAGGUUGAGGCCAUUGACACUCAGUGUUCCCAAGCCUCUUGUUGAUUUUGCUAACAAACCUAUGAUUCUACACCAGAUAGAGGCUCUUAAGGACAUUGGAGUUACUGAAGUGGUGUUGGCUAUCAAUUACCAACCAGAGGUGAUGUUGAAUUUCUUGAAGGAUUUUGAGGAAAAGCUCGACAUCAAAAUCACUUGCUCUCAAGAAACUGAACCAUUGGGGACCGCAGGUCCCUUGGCUCUAGCCAGAGAUAAGCUGAUAGAUGGUUCUGGUGAGCCUUUUUUUGUUCUCAACAGUGAUGUUAUCAGUGAGUAUCCGCUUAAAGAAAUGAUAAAAUUCCACAAAUCCCAUGGAGGAGAGGCUUCCAUAAUGGUGACAAAGGUUGACGAGCCAUCAAAAUAUGGUGUAGUUGUGAUGGAAGAGACCACUGGCGAGGUUGAGAAAUUUGUGGAGAAACCAAAGUUAUUUGUUGGUAACAAAAUCAAUGCUGGAAUAUACCUAUUGAACCCCUCAGUUUUGGAUCAUAUUGAACUGAGACCCACUUCUAUCGAGAAAGAGGUUUUUCCAAAGAUUGCAGCAAACAAAAAGCUAUAUGCAAUGGUUCUGCCAGGAUUCUGGAUGGACAUUGGACAACCCAGGGACUAUAUCACAGGCCUGAGACUCUACCUGGACUCACUGAGGAAAAACACUUCUUCCAAGUUGGCCAGUGGCCCUCACAUUUUGGGGAAUGUAAUUGUGCAUGAGACAGCCAAAAUUGGCGAGGGAUGUCUCAUUGGACCUGAUGUAGCAAUUGGUCCUGCCUGCAUUAUUGAGUCUGGUGUCAGGCUUUCAAGCUGCACUGUAAUGCGAGGAGUCCGGAUUAAGAAGCAUGCUUGCAUAUCCAGCAGCAUCAUUGGGUGGCAUUCCACUGUGGGGCAAUGGGCUCGUGUGGAGAAUAUGACUAUCCUUGGAGAAGAUGUCCAUGUGUGUGAUGAAGUUUACAGCAAUGGUGGUGUGGUUUUACCCCACAAGGAAAUCAAAACAAGCAUUUUGAAUCCAGAGAUAGUCAUGUGAGGCUUCUGCCUUCCAAAUUCUUAGCAUGUCAUGCGCUUAGGAGGUAGUAAGUUCUUGAGUCUGAAAUGAAAUAUGUUCGUUUCAUACUAUUUCCUUUUAUUGUUAAUCACAAUGCUCCUUCCUGCAUAUUGUACAAGUCAGUUUCGUAUAGAAUGAGUGUUGCCAUAAUUUAUACUUGAAAGGUCAGUGUCUAUGUGAGGGGCAUAAGUUUGGCAUUUUGUUCAAAAGUUGUGUUACUUUUGGUGUUAUGUACAGAAGUUUUUCAAAUUA